Messenger RNA from Striga hermonthica, 822 nucleotides. Lineage: Eukaryota; Viridiplantae; Streptophyta; Magnoliopsida; Lamiales; Orobanchaceae. The record is from the annotation of a GenBank genome assembly.
AUGGCUGCUGCUUUCCUUUCUAAAUUCGCAAUGAUCUCGAUUUUCAUGGUCUUGGCUUGUUUAACCGUGCCAUCCUCCGGAAACUUCUACAGAGACGUGGACAUAUCAUGGGGUGAUGGGCGUGCCAAGAUACUCGAAGGCGGGCGGGGACUAUCUCUGUCGCUCGACCAAAACUCGGGUUCCGGAUUUCAAUCAAAGAACGAGUUUUUGUUCGGAAGAUUUGACAUUCAGCUCAAACUUGUACCCGGGAACUCUGCUGGCACUGUAACCACGUUCUUCUUGUCGUCUCAAGGGGAAGGACAUGACGAGAUAGACUUUGAGUUUUUGGGCAACUCGAGCGGUGAGCCUUAUACAGUGCACACGAACGUGUACUCGAAGGGCAAAGGAGACAAGGAACAACAGUUUCACCUUUGGUUCGAUCCUACUGCCGCAUUUCACACAUACUCGAUCGUCUGGAGUGCUCAGCGCAUAAUUUUCUUGGUGGACAACAGUCCCAUUAGAGUAUUCAACAACCAUGAACCGAGUGGGGUACCGUUCCCCAACAGCAAGCCGAUGAGAGUGUACUGCAGUUUGUGGAAUGCAGAUGAGUGGGCCACUCAAGGCGGCCGGGUGAAGACCGACUGGACAAACGCUCCUUUUGUGGCCUAUUACAGAAAUUUCAAGAUCCAAAGCGGUCCACAAUUUCAAGCUCAGGAGCUAGAUGUUAAUGGAAGAAAGAGACUGAGAUGGGUUCAGCAGAGGCACAUGGUCUACAACUAUUGUGCCGAUAAUCAGAGGUUUCCUCAAGGAGCUUCUAUUGAGUGCAAGCGCUCGAGGAUCUAA